This is a messenger RNA of Papaver somniferum (opium poppy), 900 nucleotides long. RefSeq names its product NDR1/HIN1-like protein 6. The record is from RefSeq and is a predicted model, not a curated record. NCBI's taxonomy places the organism in Eukaryota, Viridiplantae, Streptophyta, Magnoliopsida, Ranunculales, Papaveraceae. The coding region runs from base 1 to 900 and encodes 299 amino acids. The transcript has a single exon. Gene Ontology annotation, cellular component: plasma membrane.
AUGGCGGAAAGGAUUUAUCCGGCAGCAAAACCGGCAACAAAUCCAACACCAACACAACCGCUAAACGGAAAUACGAACGGGAACCAUGCAAAUGUGAUGAGCGGAAACGGAGGAGUAAAUCAAAUCUUCCCACCACCAAAAUCACAACUCUACGGAGCAAAUCGACCAACAUACCGUCCGUUACCAAGACAUCACCGUCGACGGAGAAACUACUGCUGUUCUUGUUUCCUCUGGUCAACAUUCAUACUAAUCGGUAUUCUUCUCUUAGCUGCUAUUGCCGGUGGUGUAAUUUACUCAAUUUACCAACCUAAAAAGCCUUCAUUCUCUUUAACUGUUUUCAAAAUCACUCAAUUCAACAUCACAAAUUCAAAGUCAGAUGACUCAGCUCAUCUCAAUUCGAAACUGAAUCUCACAAUCUUAGCCACAAGUGAGAACAAAGAUAUGAUUUAUUAUUUCAAUCCGAUGAAUGUUUCUGUAACUCCACAGAAUCAUCCUGAUGUUGAGAUUGGUUCUGGUUCUGUUCCUGAUUUUAUUCUCGGUACGCAUAAUCGAACUUUACUGAGAUUUGGUAUGAGUGAUUCUGAUAUUCUGUUGCAAGAUCCAGCCACUGCAAAUUCUUUGAAAUCAGAUCUGAAGAAGAAGAAUGGAUUUCCGAUUAAGGUGAGGUUGAAUACUAAAGUUAAAGUGAAAAUGGGUGUGUUUAAUACUAGGAAAGUUGGCUUGCAGAUUACCUGUGAACAUAUUAAAAUUCUUUCUGAAACUAAAACUAUUACUCAAGUUAGUAAGGUUAAAGGAGGUAAGAAUACUACUAGUUCUGUUACUACUUGGAAUUUAGAUGGAAAGAGUUCUGUUAAUUGUAAGUUUAAUCUGAGAAUUAAGAUCUGGAAAUGGACUUUCUGA